Anthostomella pinea is the source of this 660-nucleotide messenger RNA. The record is from the annotation of a GenBank genome assembly. Lineage: Eukaryota; Fungi; Ascomycota; Sordariomycetes; Xylariales; Xylariaceae.
AUGGCUCUGCUCAACACGUCCGCUUUUGAUCUAUCGAUGGAGGAGAAGCUCGCGACCAGAGAGCACAUUGAGGAGUUGCUGCUCUCCUGCGAGUCACUGCUAGCCAGUGAUCGACGCCAGCCCUCAGAGGCCGAUGACGCAGGGGCCGACGACGCCGAAGCCGACUACGUCAAAGCAGUCUACGCCGAAGCCUAUGGCCUGCUAAGAGAGGCUCUCCUGUUUGCCAGGGACCCCGACGCCGGUGAGUUCGCCCCCCUGGCGAGAUGCCAGCUCUACAAGGGUCAUAUCCUGCGGGCCCUCAAAAAGUACCCGGAGGCUUAUGAUGCCUACAGACUAGCGUCUACAGUUCGCGGACAUGACAGCAAGGACCGUCUGGCCUCUGAGGAGGCAUUGAGUAUAGUGGAGAACUGCGAGAAGAAUCUUGCGAAGAAGCUUGCGGAAGCGAAGCGGAAUGGGGGCGUAUGGGAGAUUCGCGAUGCGACGAAACCUCGGUUGCGCAACCUGCUCUUCACGAGUCAUGGACGAGAUCCUGAGUUGAGUAUCUUUGGGUCAUUGUCCGAACUGUGGGAUCCUGAGCCGACAGCUUAUUCUCGUUCACACUCCGUGCCGCUGAGCGCAGUCACUGGGCUAGAAAAAGUCAGCCACAGCAACUUCGAGUAA